AGUUUAAUUGAGCCAUGGGGGAAUGUGUUGGCCUCUGCCUUUCUCGUGAAUGUGGUCUCGACGUAGAGCUGUGGCUACGACAGGAAGGGACAUGCAGAGUUUUGGGCGAGUGGCGAGCUACAGGCAGGGACUACUACCAGCCUGUGAUGCCUGAGAGGACCACAGUACAAAGCACACAAGUGGAUGCUGAUAGACAUGGAACUGAGAUGAACGAUCUCCUCGAAGGCUCCCUAACUCCUGAGUUCAGCGUAAUACGUUUGCCUGGCGAAGCCCCUGGGCGUGUGUUCCUGAUGCGUGAACAAGCCACUCCUUGGCGCAUAACCUACCCAGGCUGCCCACCUCAGCAAGUCCAUGAUCUGCCGUGGACGGUCCGCGAGGAAUCCUUUGUUUUCGACGGUCCCGAGCUUCUGCUUACAACAUUGGAGCAUACCAGACUGUGGCAACAGCGAGGUCGUCAUCCUACAAUAUUGCGAGGAAAAGAGUACUCAGCUCGAGGGGGGACUUUCCGCGUCGUGCUUGCUAGUGAUCUCGCCCUCGGGAUACGGCGUAAGAUGGCUCCGUUAUGGCUGCUCAUUGUGGAACGACGUACUGGCAAUGGCCAGGAGGCGGUCUCAGAAUACCAUGACGAGAGUCUCCAAGACUUUGUCAGUGAGAUGCUCAGUGAGGCAGGGCCCGCUGGCCAGAUCGACUUGGAAAUUCAGGUUCACUCUUGUAUGCGGGCAGUACACGACCGAGGUUCCGACAAGAAGUCCGCUAGAGAGCGUCUUCUAGCUUUAUACGCUUACAACUACAUUGAGUUAGCGAGGGAUGCUGGCCAGAUGAUUCUUCCGGGAUCUGUAUCGGUCCUACUCAGAGAACAAGAAGCGGCAACAUCAGCAGGGCGAAGUGCUCUGCCGGCAGCGGCCCUGGAGCCAGUGAUCGAUGCUGCAUUGAAGCCGAUACAUUUGGUUAACCCUCCCCUCCCGAGAGCUGUGAGGUUUUCAGAGUCUCUCUUCAUCUAUGGUGUCAUGUUCAGACCGAUUGUGAGUUCAUAA
Perkinsus marinus ATCC 50983 is the source of this 1034-nucleotide messenger RNA. RefSeq lists its product as hypothetical. NCBI's taxonomy places the organism in Eukaryota, Perkinsozoa, Perkinsida, Perkinsidae. The transcript is spliced from 5 exons. Bases 15 to 1034 code for a protein of 339 amino acids. The record is from RefSeq and is a predicted model, not a curated record.